AUGCCAUGUGCUCAUGCAACUCGUGCUACUUGCUUCAAAGGGAAGUCUUUGUAUGACCUUUGCUCCCCUUAUUACACAUCUGGAUACUGGAGGGGUGCCUAUAGCGAAGCAAUAUACCCUGUUGGCCGUGAAGCGGACUGGGUUGUUCCCAGUUUAAUUACAUCCACUCCUAUUUUGCCACCACUCGUACGUCGCCCUCCAGGUAGACCACCGACCCGACGUAAGCGUUCAAGACACGAAUCUGCAUGGUCGAGCAGGAAAUGCACUCGUUGUGGUCGUCUUGGUCAUAAUCGGAGCACAUGUUCGAACCCCAAUGUAUCACAAGUUCCCUAA
Olea europaea var. sylvestris is the source of this 333-nucleotide messenger RNA. RefSeq lists its product as uncharacterized. The coding region runs from base 1 to 333 and encodes 110 amino acids. Lineage: Eukaryota; Viridiplantae; Streptophyta; Magnoliopsida; Lamiales; Oleaceae. The record is from RefSeq and is a predicted model, not a curated record. Gene Ontology annotation, molecular function: zinc ion binding; nucleic acid binding. The transcript has a single exon.